Rasamsonia emersonii CBS 393.64 is the source of this 3264-nucleotide messenger RNA. RefSeq lists its product as uncharacterized. Lineage: Eukaryota; Fungi; Ascomycota; Eurotiomycetes; Eurotiales; Trichocomaceae. The record is from RefSeq and is a predicted model, not a curated record. Gene Ontology annotation, biological process: regulation of DNA-templated transcription. Bases 1 to 3264 code for a protein of 1087 amino acids. Gene Ontology annotation, molecular function: DNA-binding transcription factor activity. The transcript has 9 exons.
AUGGCGCACACCCCCGAGCCAUCAGACGAGCCUCCCUUGUCCUCACCCACCAGCGAAAGCCUCCCCUCGCAGCCCAACACGCCUCCAGACGCCAAGAAGCAGAACCCCGACAAGAACGACUAUGCCGCGAUUCGCGCUAGACGCCGCGCCCAAAACCGCCUCUCGCAGCGAGCCUUCCGCGAACGCCGCGAACGCCACGUCAAGAACCUCGAACACCAGUUCCAGGACCUGCUCAUCAAGCACCAGAUGCUGCUCAAGUCGUACUGGAUGCAGAAGACGGAGCUGGUGCAGCUGAGGCGGACAGUGGACCAGCUCACGGUGGAGCUGCAGCUCAGAGACGCCAGCAAUGCUGCUACCAGCAGUAACAAUAACACCACCACCAGCCCUCGAAACGCAGUCGCCAACGGGAAUAAUGCGAAUAGCCGAUGUAAUAGACCGGUCAACAGUGCAUGCACGCGACCAUGCAUGGACACGACCGCAGCGACACCAUCCUCGCUAUCCCCCUCCACAUCAUCAACGUCGUCGUCGUCGUCGUCGUCGCUUGGAUUUGACGAGAUGAAUCCAGCGUUUAGCAACAAUACCACCAGCAAUAAUAAUGAUAUGAACAUGCCCUUCUUCCCAGUGGACACUCAACUACAACCGCAAAUACAACCGCAAGGGCAACCACAGCCAUCGCAACCACGCUUCAACGCAGAUCAAGUCAACAUCCUAUCGGCCGACGACAGCUACGGGUACGGCAACAGCCUCGCAGACUGGAGCUGCGGGAUAGAUAUGGACAGUCUAGGACUUAAUCUAGGUCUGAACAACAACAACAAGGGGUUCGACCUGAUGGAUAACACGCAAAAUCGAUCUAUUGAUGGAAACUCUAUUGUCGUGUCGAUCAAGGAGAGGAGAUGGGCGAUAAUAAUGACAGAAUAUACAUAUCCCAGCAAACUCGUCACGAAAUCGACGAUCAGCCUGCAUGCAUCCACGUCAGAAUCAGAAUAUGCACAGCAAGCAACAAACUCGUCCUUCGUGCUGGGUUUCGCACUCACUCAUAAUAAUCUCCCUCAACACCCGCAGUCGCCGCUUACACCCCUCCGUUUCCUCGAGCAGCUGCGUGACGCGGCGCUGGAGGCCCUCUGCCAUGAGAUGCAUUGCAUGCAGCAGAAACGGGGUCAUGGCGGUUGUUGUGCUGCUGCCGUCCGCAGCAGACGGAGAGAAGAUCUGUGCCGUCUCGACCACUUCUUGCCAUUUGUGCUGCUGUUGACGUGCGUCGAAGAUGGAGGAGGAUGGGGAUUCUACCUAUUAAAAAUCCCAAUCGCCCCCAAAUACGCCCUCCAAUCCUCCUCUUCUCUCGACGGCAGCAACGCAGCAAAAGCCCUCAGCGUCUGGUCCAACUGCACCGCCUGCGCCGCCUUGAACGACCAGACUCUGAACAACAGCGCUGCGGAGUUUGUCAAAACUAGGGCUGGACAAGCAAUCAUUGAGCGAAUUUCCGAAGGCGAUGAGGAGAGCGAAACCAACCCUCCGGAAUUUACAGACUACUACAAACUGUCUAACGAGAAGAUGAAAGAGUUCCAGGAUACACUGAAGAGGUUCUCCGUUACCCUUAAAUCAAGGAAAAUUUUCAAGAAGCUCGGCGUCGAGAUCAGAGAGCCCGGGGACUACAAUCUUGACUACGUGCUCUCGAUAGCCAAGUUGAUCGAGGAGAGACGUGAAGGAGCUGAUAAUACUCGCGACUGCAAGCGAUUCAUCCGGAAAUGUUUCCGAGGUGCUGCUAAACACAAAGAUGUCCUGACAGGUAUAAUCAGCAUGGCUCCGAGUGAUAUAUAUGGGUCUGUCAUCUCGCGAGGCUUCACCCUUAUUCUUGCCGCGGUGGAGGAGCACGAGAAUCUUCGCAAAGACAUCCAGGCAGCCCUUGCUGAUAUACCGCGAAAAUUCAACAAUGUGCACAGACUUCAUGAUGGCGAUGUCAGAAUUGCACUUGACGCGUUGGAAGACAGCAUUGCUGAGUUCCAAAGAGAAGUAGAUGUCUGCGCACAACUGAGAAUGGGCAGAAUCGAGGAGAAUGGAAAACGCGUGAAGACGACUGUAGAUGGCGUGGCAAGGAGGCUGGAAGGUUUUGAAAAGACAUCCAAAUCGAAGCUAAACGAACUCGAAGAGAAGUUGGACGAGAUGCCGAAGAAGAUAGCGGAGAAGAUAAUGAAGGGGCUAUCUGAAAACCAACAAAAGUUCCUGGGAGGAAAUCAGCAAGACGACGAGAAACUACUAGUCGUUGCCUACAAUUGUGUAUACCGAUUCAUUGCCAGCAACCCAGCUUUCAACGCUAUUAAUGGCACAGUGAACAAAGAAGAAGCGCUAGCUUUCCUCUCCUCAAUGCAAAAGGCAAUAGAAGGACAACAAAGUAGCAGCGUCUCGGUCGACGAGAAUGAGCAGCUGGUUGACACAUGGCUCAAAGGCCUGUCUAAUUUCGACCUUGCUCCAGACAAGCAGAUCACAGAAUGUCUGUUCCGCCUUGAAGACCUCAGCCUGGAAGAGCAAGACAAGGCUCAGUGGAUCAUGAACUCCGAUAAAGUCUACGACUGGUUGACCCGAACUCAGUCCUGUGUCCUUGAGAUCGAGGCCGAGAACUCACCCGACGACCUGAUUAACUCCAUGUCGUUCACUGACGCGAUGCUAGCCAUAACUCUCGGCAAUACGAUAGACUUCCCAGUCUUGUCGUUCUUCUGCGGGCUAAGAAGGAACAACUCCUUCAACGAGCAAGACUCCGGUGCAAUAGCGGUUCUCAAGAGCCUCAACGGCCAGCUCCUCAAGUUUAUUCUGCAGAAGCGGCCGACCGUCAACCUUUCGUUUCUGGAGAAGGACAAGUAUCUCCACAAGUCCAAGGAGAAGCCGAGAUACGCUUCACGUCUCUUCAAGAAGCUGUUGGACUCGCUACCCGAGAAGGACGCAGUCUUUAUUCUGCUCGACUCAUUCUCGCGAAUUUUCGGAGACAAGGCCCAGGGCGACAAAAUCAUUGAGAUGAUCGGCAAGACUAUUAAGAAGAAUCCACAUCUCAUCAUCAAACUGCUUGUCUCGGACCCUCUUCCGAACUGUCCCAGCAAGAAUCUGGUGCAUCUUCCGCUCUACGUUCCAGACGACGUUGAUGGAUGGCAGUGUGGCAUUAACAUGGAGUAUCUCAAGCUGAAAACCACUACCCCAAUAAAACAGUUCCAGGCCCGGCAGAAAGAAGAUUCAACUUCAGAGGAGUCCGACGAGGAGUCCGAUGAAAGUGAUUGGUGA